Messenger RNA from Rhopilema esculentum, 2240 nucleotides. RefSeq lists its product as uncharacterized. Lineage: Eukaryota; Metazoa; Cnidaria; Scyphozoa; Rhizostomeae; Rhizostomatidae. The record is from RefSeq and is a predicted model, not a curated record.
CCAAAUGUUGAAUUGGAUUGAAGAGGAAGAAAUUAUCUUCGCCGUUCUUGCUGCACACGAGAACUGAGAAGCAGACAAAUUGCGAAAUGUUUUUGCAAGUAAUUUCAACACUUCUAUUAGCUAGUGGAGUGCAAUGGGGCUCAGGUGGUGCUCCAGAAGCUGUAGUUUUUCCACAGCCAGUUGUAGAGAUCUCUGGUGAGCCUAUUGGGCAUUUGAAACCGUUCGGACUUCAGCGAGACCCUGAAGGGCCUGUGAAAGUGUACAGCGAACCACUCGCAGCCGAAGAAUUCUGGCAAAACCACGUCAAGCCCCACAUUCCCUUGGUUUACAGACAAGCUAUUAAAAAGUCACCUGCUUUGAAGAGCUGGACUGAUGAGUAUAUGGCAAAAUAUUUUGGUGACUUGGACGUGCUUGUUGAAUUGAAGAAAGAAAACAGAUCCAGUUCAUCUGGUCGUAUGAGACUGAAGGAUUUUCUAAAAAUUUACAAAGAUGAGGAAGUUUAUGUUGUCAGCAUGCUGCCAUCAGAAAUGAUGGAAGAUGUGCAGGCAGUGCCAAGCGUUAUGUGUGGAACUUUUAAGAAUUUCACCCAUGAAUCAAAUUUAUGGAUAAGCAAUGGAGGAACUAGAUCAGUUAUCCAUUAUGAUGCAGACCACAACUUGCAUUGCAUGAUUGCAGGAAGGAAAGACUUCAUGAUGGUUGAAAAUAAGUAUUCGGAAGAUCUCUAUUUUGGACCAAAGCCACGUGGAGUUGGCUCUGGGUUUUCAAAAAUAAACCCAGAUAAAAUUGAUAUGAAUCUGUAUCCAAACCAUGGUAAGGUUCCUUGGACAUGGGCAACACUCUAUCCAGGAGAUUGUAUUUUUAUUCCAAGUGUUUAUAUACAUCAAGUCCGUUCAUAUGGCCGAAGUAUCGCAGUUACCACUCUUUUCACUGCUGAUAUGCAAGAAAGCUUUUCAAGUAAAGAUUGUACUCCAGAUGUGAUGGAAAAAUAUUAUAAGAUGAGCGAUAUUGAUUUUCGGUGGACAUACAAGAAAGGAGACGAGACAAUUGAUAUGGGUUUCAUGAAUGACGAGCUGACAAAAUAUAGGAUGGUAGAGGCAAUUAAAAGUAAAGAUCGAUUUCGAAAUAAAGAUGGGAAAUUGUAUUGGAAGCAUUUCAUAAGAUUUGGCUUCACAUUCCCACACAUGCGAAUAGCUAUGAACUAUAGCAAGGCUAAAAAUGUCUUUGAGAGUUUGAAUGGUGGAAAAGACUACAUUGAUUUAGAAAUGGUUCAAAACUUCACAAGGGAAGAAGUCAAAUCAGUUGUUAGAUUGAUAGAGAGCCCACAUGGCAUUGUUACUGAUGGAAAGGAAGAAAUUUUUGCCAAGCCUGGUGAGAGAGUCAAGUUCGAUGAAGGCGGUUUCAAUGAAAAGGAAGUAAUGAAAUUUAUUAAGGAUGCCAAGGUGACCAAACGAAUGAAGGAAGAGUAUUUCAGUAUGAUAUUUGAGGAGGAAGAUGAGGAAGAAAGUCGUGAGCGUCAAGAAGAGGAUGAAAGACAAGGCCCUGAAUCAGAAAAGCAACCAGACGAGGGGGAAUCAGAUGAAGGUGAACCAGAAGAAGGGGAAGCAGAUGAAGGGGAACCAGAUGAAGGGGGACCAGAUGAAGGGGAAUCAGAUGAACCAGAAGAAGAAGGCAAGGGUAGGGAAGGUCAAAAAGAAGAAGAAGACACCCAUGUUGAAAAUGACAGAGAGGAUGACAAAAUACGAAAAGAAGAAGAUCGCCAAAGGAAAAACGAGGAAGACGACACUACGAGCAGCAAAACUCGUGACGAAUUAUGAUUUCUAUGUUAGAGGUCCGAGAGCUUUCAUAUUUUUGGGCACAGCUUAGGGAACUUUUUUAUACUAUCAUUUUUGUUAAGGAAAGAGUGUAUUUAUUUAGAAGCUAAUGCUUUUCUGCAGAUUUGUUUGAAGUAGUCCUGCAAGAUUUUAUACAGACGCAAUUAGCAUUUAUAUGGAAAAUUCAUUCUUACUAGGGAUAUUUCUAAUGAUUAUUCUAUAUUUGCUAAUGUGUAGCUAUCGUAAUAUUAAAUAUUUUUUUCUAUCAUUAUUGAAUAAAAAUAUAGGUUUCCCUAAACCCGUUGCUUGUAUUUGUUGUUUUUUUUCAAUUUUUUAAAAAAAAUUGGCAUUUGAUCGUAGAUGAAUAGAUAAAGAAUUUAUUUAUUCGUUUUAUUCAUUUUUCAGUGAUCAAACAUUCAUAAAUCCUGA